This is a messenger RNA of Aspergillus campestris IBT 28561, 2714 nucleotides long. RefSeq names its product chloride channel protein. Gene Ontology annotation, molecular function: voltage-gated chloride channel activity. Gene Ontology annotation, biological process: chloride transport; transmembrane transport. Gene Ontology annotation, cellular component: membrane; early endosome; Golgi apparatus. NCBI's taxonomy places the organism in Eukaryota, Fungi, Ascomycota, Eurotiomycetes, Eurotiales, Aspergillaceae. The coding region runs from base 31 to 2658 and encodes 875 amino acids. The record is from RefSeq and is a predicted model, not a curated record. The transcript has 7 exons.
GGAACAUUCGUGUGAUACACUAUAUUUACCAUGCGCGAUAUUCCAGAGACGGGCGCCUCGUCAGCGUCCCGAGACGGCUCUCAACACUCGUUCAACCAGCACGGGGAUGACCAGAUACAAUCGGAGUAUGCCCGUGAGGGGACUGAUGACCCGCUGGUCGGGACAUUGAAUGAACCUAUAUCCUUCAAGCGCAAACAAAAACGACCAUCCCGGUUUAGUCUAUCGAGCUUGUUCUCGAAUAACAAUGAGUCUGGUGCCGGUGACGCUUUCUUCGAUUCAUCGACUAUUCGGAAUGGUCAGCCCCCGGAGGAUGGGUCAUUUUCGAGAGACAGCGGACAUGGUCGCGAGGAUAAUUUGAAUGUCCAGAAAGAGGGGGGUCUUCUGGACUGGUACGUGGAGGGACCCGGGCGACGAGUGGGUUAUGAUGAUCAAACGGCCAUCGACUGGAUCUUUGAAUACACGAAAGAGCGUCAGAGGAAGAGACUCUUAUAUUCGGGCAACCAGGGCAUUGUCGGAUAUGCUCGCAGGCUUCUCGAUGCUAGUAACGUCUGGCUUAUACUGAUUGCUACGGGAAUAGCGGUGGGAAUCAUAGCAGCCUGUAUUGACGUUGCUAGCGACUGGCUGGGAGACUUAAAGACCGGCUAUUGCAAGAACGGUCCUGGCGGUGGGAAGUUUUAUCUCAACCGAAACUUCUGCUGUUGGGGACAUGAUGAUUUCUCCAAAUGUUUGGACUGGGUUCCAUGGAGGGAAGCUCUGGGAGUGUCGUCUCCUGGCGGAGGUUUUGCCGUCGAGUACAUCUUUUUUAUUCUUUACUCGAUAUUAUUUGCCGCGUGUGCUUCUUUCUUGGUCAGAAGCUAUGCCAUUUAUGCCAGGCAUAGUGGUAUCCCCGAGAUCAAGACGGUCCUCGGGGGCUUUGUCAUCAAACAUUUCAUGGGAUCGUGGACCCUUGCAAUCAAAUCUCUUGGUCUAUGUUUGUCUGUUGCUUCUGGGCUAUGGCUGGGCAAAGAAGGCCCGCUCGUUCACGUGGCAUGCUGUUGUGCCAGUCUUAUGAUGAAGCCUUUUGAAAGUCUCUACCGCAAUGAAGCGAGGAAACGUGAAGUUUUAUCAGCAGCUGCCGCCGCCGGUAUCUCUGUUGCUUUUGGGGCACCCAUCGGAGGUGUGCUCUUCAGCUUGGAGCAACUGUCUUACUAUUUCCCUGACAAGACAAUGUGGCAGAGCUUCGUCUGUGCCAUGGUUGCAGCUGUGACAUUGCAGGCGCUCAAUCCCUUCCGCACUGGAAACAUUGUCCAUUACCAAGUCAAGUACACCCGCGGGUGGCACCGCUUUGAAAUCAUCCCUUUCAUCAUCCUCGGGAUUGUUGGCGGUCUUUACGGAGCUUUUAUGAUUCGAUUGAACAUGCGAAUCGCCAAGUGGCGACGGUCACGUAGCUGGUCUCGACCGAUCUUGGAAGUCACAGUGGUUGCACUCCUGACGGCUCUGGUCAAUUUUCCGAACUUAUACAUGAGAGCGCAAAACUCGGCGCUUGUCCACUCGCUGUUCGCCGAAUGUGGCACCACAGGGACUAUAUCUGAUGACCUUUUGGGUCUUUGCAAGCAGGGUGCUAUAUCAACCACCACAAUCGCUCUUUUGCUUAUGGCCGCGCUUCUUGGAUUCCUCCUUACGUCGAUCACUUUCGGUCUGGACAUACCUGCCGGUAUCAUUCUUCCGUCUGUUGCCAUCGGCGGUCUAUACGGACGUGCUUUGGGAACCACUUUCAGGAUGUGGCACGAGACCCAUCCUGACUUUUUCUUAUUCGGCAACUGCCAGCCCGACACACCGUGCGUGACCCCGGGUAUUUACGCCAUCAUCGGUGCCGCUUCGGCUCUCGGCGGCUCCACAAGAAUGACCAUCUCCAUCGUCGUCAUCAUGUUCGAACUUACCGGCGCUUUGACAUAUGUGAUCCCAAUUAUGAUUGCAGUCAUGUUAUCCAAGUGGUGUGGUGACAUCUUCGGCAAACGAGGUAUCUACGAAUCAUGGAUUCAGUUGAAUGAGUAUCCGUUCCUCGACCAUCGCGAUGAUACGGCCCCGCCAGAUGUACCGGCCUCUAAAGUCAUGACCGGGUUCGAUGAUCUGACGGUCCUUCCUGCCGUUGGCCAUACUAUUGAUUCCCUCCGCAAUCUUCUUGUGAACACUUCCUACAGGGGGUUUCCGGUUGUGACUGACACGUCGAACCCGAUACUUCUGGGGUUUAUCUCUCGCAACGAGCUUUCCUAUGCCUUGAAAUCCUCGACGUCUUCGGCAGACCGAGAAUUGCCCGGAACAACCCAGGUCUUCCUUGCCCAUCAGCCGUUUGCCGAUCCCGCGGACACGCUCGAUCUGCGACCUUGGAUGGACCAGACACCUAUUACGCUAAACAGCGGAACCACUUUCCUUAUUGUUCUUCGAAUGUUCCAACGACUUGGACUCCGCUAUGUCUUGUUCGCUGACAAAGGAGUGCUCCAGGGACUGCUCACCAAGAAGGACAUAUGGUCUAUCAUCAAUGGAACUGAUAUCCAUAAGUUCGACACUCUGAGGCACGAUGAAUAUGGUCGAAGUAAUGACGCCGAAGGAGUUGGCUUACUAGAUGAGGAUGACAGGGAUAGUUUUGCGAGUUCUAUGGGGCGCCGACAGUCCCUUUAGAGCUAUUUUUGUCUGUUUUGCUAUCUGUAUAGAAAUCACAUGGCUUGGAACAACAU